UUAAAAAGGAUGGCUGCCAUUGCUCUAUCUUUUUAUCUCGAGGAUUUAGCCAUUCUGGCUCCAUAACCCCUUCGCAUAAAAAUGGCAGUGAGUUUGAGUCUUGUUUCCGCAUUCAAAGGACUCUCCUUAUCUUCCAAUUCUUUCCUCGGGGUUUCUCUUCCCGUUGCCCCUAAGUUCUCCGUUUCCUUCCCGCUGAAAUCUCCAUUGACAAUUGAGUCUGCCCACAAGAAAGGAGCAGGUAGCACUAAGAAUGGUCGAGAUUCUCCUGGACAGAGGCUUGGUGUCAAGAUUUUUGGUGACCAAGUCGCCAAGCCCGGUUCUAUAAUCGUUCGCCAGCGCGGUACAAAGUUCCACCCAGGAAAGAAUGUUGGACUUGGUAAGGAUCACACAAUAUUUUCUUUGAUUGAUGGACUAGUCAAAUUUGAGAAGUUUGGGCCUGACAGAAAAAAGAUAAGCGUUUAUCCACGUGAAGUACAACCUGAAAACCCCAACAGCUAUAGAAACCGAAAGAGAGAGUCCUUCAGAUUACAACGUGAACGUAGAAAGGCACGAAGAGAAGGUGUCAUCCUUCAGCCUCAGUUAGUAGUUGCUUCUGUUGCUGAAUCCUCGGAGGAUAAUCCCACCACCACGUGCUGAUAAUGGUGUUUCGGUUUUUUAAACAUUCUGUCGUUGUUUUGGUUAUUGUUAGUAGUCACUUGGGUACACAUGCAGGCACAUUUUCUAAAUUGUGCCUCUGUCAUUGUUGUCUUUUGUUUGUAAAUUGCAUUCCUGGAAACAUGUCCUUGUCACAGAUUGUAUUAGUACAUAAUGAAAUGUAAGAUUUGGAUUCUUGUCA
This is a messenger RNA of Solanum dulcamara, 835 nucleotides long. RefSeq names its product 50S ribosomal protein L27, chloroplastic. The transcript is spliced from 4 exons. The record is from RefSeq and is a predicted model, not a curated record. NCBI's taxonomy places the organism in Eukaryota, Viridiplantae, Streptophyta, Magnoliopsida, Solanales, Solanaceae. Gene Ontology annotation, cellular component: ribosome. The coding region runs from base 82 to 636 and encodes 184 amino acids. Gene Ontology annotation, biological process: translation. Gene Ontology annotation, molecular function: structural constituent of ribosome.